This is a messenger RNA of Alternaria triticimaculans, 1692 nucleotides long. RefSeq lists its product as uncharacterized. The record is from RefSeq and is a predicted model, not a curated record. The transcript is spliced from 2 exons. NCBI's taxonomy places the organism in Eukaryota, Fungi, Ascomycota, Dothideomycetes, Pleosporales, Pleosporaceae. Bases 1 to 1692 code for a protein of 563 amino acids.
AUGGCUGCCCGAUUCGCCCUCGUAGCGAUCGCUAAUGCCGCCAUUGCCAGCGCGCAGUUCUUGGAUGAUGACUACACUACCACUCGUUAUACUUCAGCAUACUGGACCUACACCUACGCUCAAGCGGAGGUUGCGACACAAAGCCUGUACACAUAUUAUGACGACACCGUCGCUACCGAGACUUACACUGAGUACCGCACUAUCAAGGAUGGAGUCACUCCUACGAUCGCCCCGUACUCGACGUCCACAGCCCUCGGCUACUACGACGAUCUUGAGGUCGUAUACGCGUAUUACACAACUAGUGCGGUGGCCGAAUCUGAUCUUGUGCCUGAGUAUGAUUACUACGCGACUUCCCCUUCGGCGACGGCGACGACCACCGAGACAGUCAGGGAUAUCGAAUUCAGCAUGCCAGUAACGAUGACGGCACCUGCCUCAUGCCCCACACCAUUUACCAUAACAACAUCCGCCUCUGUAUACGUCCCAACUCAGGUCACUGCGCAACUUUCGCCAGCUUCGAUUGAAACAUCCUCUGCCACUGCCUACUCCGGCACCCUUUACCUUUGGGAGACAUGGUACCUUUCCGAGAGCGCGGCGCCUUUCACGUCAACGUCGGACUACUACUACUCUGUCUAUAUGGCGGAUUGUAGUACACCUCCGGGAUCGUACAACACUCACACCUCGUCGUCUGGCGGCUCAAAUCGCGGCAGCUCAGACAACGACGACAGUGACAGCGACAGCUCAUACGACAGUUGCUACUACUAUUACUGUAGAUCUCGUGUGAUUACAUGGAUCAUCAUCAUUGCAUGCAUAAUCCCCGGGCUCUUCCUACUUGGAUUCCUCGAGUCUUGGUUCUGGUUCCGUCGCCUCAUGCUUGGUAAGAGUGCCAUGCGUUUUGGUACGGUCUGCUGGAUUCUCAUGUCGCUCUGGGUACUCUGCUUUACUCGCAUGCAAGAUCGCCGAAGCAACGAAGACCAGAAGAUGUUGGCUGAGAGGUGGAAGAACAUGGGUAGCGGAGCGGCUUUCAAGGCUUGGUGGAAGUGGGGAUUCCGUCAUCGAUACCCCGAAGAGUUAUUGGGUCAGUUCAGCAAGACUACCGUCGGCUUCGUACCGCCGGGUCAGCCACUGUACCCAAACAUGGCACAAACACCCGGUGCUUCCCAGCCUAUGGUUCCUGGUCAAGUUUACUACUACGGCCCUCCGCCUCCCGGCUGGGUUAUGCCACCGAACGGAGGUUUCGUCCCACCUCAAGGUUACACAUACCCACCUCAUCAGCAAGCUGGCUACUAUGGCGAUAUGACUAAAGCUGGACCGGUCGUCUCUCAAUCUCCCGUUUCAGCAGUAAGCUACCCACAACCGCAGCAGCAAAUGGGCAAUGUCUCUCCUAUGGCACCUCAGGUCCCUCAGGCUGCGCAUACUGCUCCUCAGAACGGCUCCCAUACUCCUACGCCAUAUGGCGCCCCGCCGAAUGUGGGUACAAUGCCAGCACAAGCACCGCCUCGAAGCCCCUCACCCGAGGGACCAUCGCCUCCACUUCCACCUCGACCUGUGGCUGAGGCAGCGCCGCAGAUUCCACCUGUGAACGUGAGCGAUGCGAUAACUACAGACGAUGCAGCAAAACAGGAGCCCACCGCACCGGCUACUGCUUCCCCUCCACCGAAGAACGAUCCCAACGACCGAAGCUUGUAUGAGUAG